CAUUAUUUUAUUUCUCAGCUUACUGUUCAUUACUAGCCAUUGGUCAGUGUAAAACAACAAAAAACCAACAAGGACCUGAAACUAAAGGAAAAGCAAAAUAAGAAGCAAUGAUAACAAUAAAUUGUAUAAUCCUCUAACAAUAAAAGGAUGAGAGUUAAAUGCAGUGUUGAAGGAAGUGAAUCAAGUUUACGAAUCAACAAUUACAUUAUACAAGAUGCGAUUUAAUGAUGAUAUUGAUAAACAGCCUUUUCGGAUGACACCAAUGAUGAGUCCAAUGGUAAUACAAAUAAAUACAAAUAAGGUUAAGACGGUGAUGAUAAGGAAAGAAUUAAAGAUCAACCAGAAGAAGGCGAAGGUUUAAGAUGAGUUUAGGUUUUCUUUUGAUUCAAAUUGUCUUUUGAUUGUUGUUCAAUAGUAAGGGUAAAAGUUAUUACGUUGAGGGUUAAGGCCGUUAAAUCAGGAAAUAAAAAUGGUAAUAACAGUUUCCGAUGAUAUAUCAAUUGAUUUGCUUGGUUAUAUCAAUGCAUUUCUAUGGCCAUCUCAAUUGCUCCAAUUGUGAUCACCUUUUGUCAUCUGGUCUGAUUCUCAUCCAUAGGAGUCAAGGCUUAAGAAUGAUGAUGAUAGUGAUGAUGAAGAUGAUAAAAGGGAAAGACAGGGAUGACACCGAAUAUACAUGAACUAACUAACACGUCAAACCAACACACAGAGAGACACUUCGAUUUUGAGUGAGUACGAAUGAACCUCUUGGGAAUUAGAUUUGCCCUUUAGUUUAAUCAUUGUUCAUGAGCGGGUUAAUCAUGAGAAAAUAUCAAAUCUUGAGAAAAUUUUAUUCCCUACAAUUUAGAGGAUAACUCACCGAGAAUCAAACAAAAUUAGCUGUAACGUGUUAAACUGUUGAUUGUGUAAUUAUAAUUUGCCUUUUGCUCCAAACAUUUUCACAUUUUUAAUUUCAACAAUUGUUUCCAUUCGUCUUUGGUAUUUUCAAAGUUUACCGAUUAAACUUUUCUCACCUCUAAGUUGUUUUGGUCCAGCAAUUUGUUUUUAUUUAUAUCAAUUUAUCAGCCAACGGAAAGUUUAUCUACUAUUUAUUAGUUUACGAGUCCCAUUCAAAUAAUUCAAUAUUGGUAUUAUUAAUCAUAUGAUACCAGCUUCAGCCAAGAUGGAAGAUUUGAGAAAAGACGAUGGACUCAAAACAUUGAUCAACUUGGCUCCUUUUGUAACUUCACUGCCAGCCUUUUCAUUCCUAUUUAAUGCACCUCAAACUGCCCAUGCAUCGACCUCUUCCUCUUCACCCUCUUCCUCUUCCUCUUCAUCGUUCUCACCAACGGCAACAACUAAUUUGUUCUCAUCAUCAUUGGCCUCAACCAAUGGAAUCAAUCAACUUGGUGGAACAUUUUCCAACGGUAAACCUUUGCCUUUCCACAUAAGACUCAGAAUUUUGGAGCUAGCUGUUUGUGGCUAUCGUCCUUGUGAUAUAUCGCGACAGUUGUUAGUUUCUCAUGGCUGUGUGUCCAAAAUACUGGCCAAAUUCGCAGAAACUGGAUCCAUCAUGCCUGGUGCCAUUGGUGGAAGUAAACCCCGUGUGUCCACUCCGUUGGUCAAAAGAAAGAUAAAAGAAUACAAAGACUCAAAUAAUUCCUUGUUUGCCUGGGAAAUACGAGAUAAAUUACUUCAAGAUGGAAUCUGCUCCAAAGAAUCAUUACCUAGUAUCUCAUCUAUUAAUCGCAUUUUACGGCAAUCUUAUGGUAAACAUAGACCAACCAAAAUUACUUGCGGACGAUCUCUCACAACUGUUGCAACUCCCUUAAUUGAUCGACCCGGUCAUCAUCCGAGUAAAACGACUUCACCUUCAAAAUCAUCUUUCCUUAUUCGAGAUAUUCUUGGAUAAUCGUAAUGCGUACUUUUAUUCAUGAGGAAUUGAAUUUGUUUACUUGCACAUUAUCAAAUGAUCUUUGUACCUGGGUAAAAGGCCUGGGGUUAAAACCACUUUAUUGAACGUGUUUUUUGCUCCAAGUUAUUAAUAAAUUAUUGCAAUAAAUUAUGAUGAUUAAAACCAA
Molecule: messenger RNA, 2057 nt
Organism: Tetranychus urticae (two-spotted spider mite)
Lineage: Eukaryota; Metazoa; Arthropoda; Arachnida; Trombidiformes; Tetranychidae
Product: paired box protein Pax-1
Biological process (GO): anatomical structure development; regulation of transcription by RNA polymerase II
Molecular function (GO): DNA-binding transcription factor activity, RNA polymerase II-specific; RNA polymerase II cis-regulatory region sequence-specific DNA binding
Source: RefSeq, a predicted model, not a curated record